Messenger RNA from Parnassius apollo (apollo), 507 nucleotides. Lineage: Eukaryota; Metazoa; Arthropoda; Insecta; Lepidoptera; Papilionidae. The record is from the annotation of a GenBank genome assembly.
AUGCAGUGGCUCGCUGAUACCAACCAGCUCGGUGAGUUUUAUGCUGAGGUGCGACGUCUACUCGGUACGUCCUCUAUGGCGAAAGUUCCACUGAAUUCAACUAGUGGUGAAGCGCUUUUUAAAAGCAGGGAGGAAAUACUCGAGCGUUGUGCGGAGCAUUUCAACACCCUACUCAACGUGGAUCAUUUUGUUGACCUAGAACAUGUUCGCUGUCUACCUCAGCAAACUUUCGCCCUCGAGCCCGAUGAGCCAGUCUUGCCUGACAAGGUUGCUCUUGCCAUUAAGCAACAGCAAAAUAAACGCGCGGUUGGUGUUAAUUAUAUACCGGGUGAAUUAUUAAAGUAUGGCGGUGGGGAUUUGUAUUCGGCGAUAUGGGAACUUUUUGUCGUUAUGUGGGAAAAAGAACAAGUCCCUAAUACUUUUAAGAUUACAGUAACGCAAUCGCUCCUGUUUAGCGGCAACAAAAGGAAAAGAGAGUGGUACUUCCCCAGAUGGACUUUUGGCUAA